Messenger RNA from Myripristis murdjan (pinecone soldierfish), 1267 nucleotides. RefSeq names its product prostaglandin reductase 1. The transcript is spliced from 9 exons. Gene Ontology annotation, biological process: prostaglandin metabolic process. The record is from RefSeq and is a predicted model, not a curated record. NCBI's taxonomy places the organism in Eukaryota, Metazoa, Chordata, Actinopteri, Holocentriformes, Holocentridae. Gene Ontology annotation, molecular function: 15-oxoprostaglandin 13-reductase [NAD(P)+] activity; 2-alkenal reductase [NAD(P)H] activity. Gene Ontology annotation, cellular component: cytoplasm. Bases 131 to 1156 code for a protein of 341 amino acids.
CAAGAGGCAGCGCCAACACUUUCUCAGCCAAUCACAAGCGGCGGCGGAGCGUCAUCGCCCUCCUUCUCUGUCCGCCUCCCAUGCCGUAGCUGCUUUCUGGUCCUCCAAAUCGACUUUUUAUCAUUUCUUUAUGGACAAUAGCAACUGCUGUCCAAAACAAAGAACCAUGGUCCAAGCGAAGACGUGGGUUCUGACCAAGCACUUUGACGGCUUCCCAAAGAACAGCAACUUUGAGCUCAGGCUGGAGCAGCUUCCUGAGCCAAAAGAUGGAGAGGUGCUUUUGGAAGCCGUGUUUCUCAGUGUCGACCCGUACAUGAGGCCAUUCAGUCGGGUUCGCAUGAAGGAAGGGGAUAUCAUGAUUGGAACUCAAGUGGCCAAGGUGAUCCAAAGCAACAACGCAGCGUUUCCGGUUGGCAGCCAUGUUGUCGGCCGGUGCGGCUGGAGGACACACACAGUCUGCGAUGGGACAGGCUUGACUCCCAUCAUGCCUGACUGGCCUCAAGAUGUUCCUCUGACCCUGGCUCUGGGUGCUGUUGGCAUGCCAGGGCUGACAGCUCUGUAUGGGAUCGAGGAGGUCUUGGGACUCCAGGCAGGGGAAACCCUCUUGGUGAAUGCAGCAGCUGGGGCGGUGGGCUCAGUGGUGGGCCAGCUCGCCAAGCUCAAGGGCUGUAAGGUGGUGGGCUCGGCGGGAUCCGACGCCAAGGUCGCUUUCCUCAAAGAGCUGGGCUUCGACGAGGCCUUCAACUACAAGAGUGUGGGCUCGCUGGAGGAGGCGCUGAAGAAGGCUUCGCCGCAGGGAUACGACUGCUACUUUGAGAAUGUGUCAGGUCCGUUUUCAAGCGUCGCCUUGCCCCAGAUGAAGGACUUUGGGAGAAUAGCUGUGUGUGGAGCUAUUUCUUUGUAUAACGACACCAUGCCACAAACAGGCCCGUACCCCCACCUGACCAUGAUCUUCAAGCAGCUGAAGAUGGAGGGCUUCAUGCAGAGCAGGUGGGAACACAAGCACCCCGAAUCCCUCAAGAGGCUGAUGGCAUGGGUCAAAGAGGGGAAGCUGAUCUGCCGGGAGCACGUCACCGAAGGCUUUGAAAACAUGCCAGCUGCUUUCAUGGGGAUGCUGCAGGGAGAAAACAUCGGCAAGGCCAUCGUCAAAGUCUGACAUGCACCAAGACGAGAAAACCGAUGAAUAGCAAUCAAUAUUAUCCUGGAAAAAAAAUAGCAGUGUCUAUUUUUUGAGUGACACACACCAUUACACCCUCGCCGUGAAGGA